Molecule: messenger RNA, 1372 nt
Organism: Hippopotamus amphibius kiboko
Lineage: Eukaryota; Metazoa; Chordata; Mammalia; Artiodactyla; Hippopotamidae
Product: carbonyl reductase [NADPH] 1-like
Exons: 3
Coding region: 16-912 (298 amino acids)
Molecular function (GO): carbonyl reductase (NADPH) activity
Source: RefSeq, a predicted model, not a curated record
GCCCCGCACCCGGCCAUGUCGUCCUCCACCCGCAUGGCGCUGGUCACCGGGGCCAACAGGGGCAUCGGCUUCGCCAUCGUGCGUGACCUGUGCCGGCAGUUCAAGGGGGACGUGGUGCUCACCGCUCGGGACGUGAAGCAGGGUCGGAAGGCCGUGCAGCAGCUGCAGGCCGAGGACCUGAGCCCCCGCUUCCACCCGCUGGACAUCACCGACCGGCAGAGCAUCCGGGCCCUGCGCGACUUCCUGCUCAAGGAGUACGGGGGCCUCGACGUGCUGGUCAACAACGCGGGCAUCUUCCAGUCUGGUGAUCCCACACCACUUCAUAUUCAGGCAGAAGUGACCUUGAAAACAAACUUCUUUGGUACCCGAGAUGUGUGCACGGAGCUCCUGCCACUCAUAAAACCCCAAGGCAGAGUGGUGAAUGUGUCUAGCGGAUAUGGCUUUAAAGCUCUUGAAAACUGCAGCCUCGAACUGCAGCAGAAGUUUCGAAGUGAAACCAUCACAGAGGAGGAGCUGGUGGGGCUCAUGAACAAGUUUGUGGAAGACACAAAGGACGGGCUGCACAGGAAGGAGGGCUGGCCUGAUCCAUAUACCAGUGAUGGCCUGGUAUAUGGGGUGACGAAACUCGGCGUCACAGUCCUGUCCAGGAUCCAAGCCAGGAAAGUGAGUGUGCAGAGAGGAGGGGACAAGAUCCUCCUGAAUGCCUGCUGCCCAGGGUGGGUGAGAACUGACAUGGGGGGACCCAGAGGCUUAAAAAGCCCAGAAGAAGGAGCAGAGACCCCCGUGUACUUGGCCCUUUUGCCCUCGGAUGCCGAGGGACCUCAUGGAGAGUACGUGUUUGAGAAAAAAGUUGAACAAUGGAAAUUCAACUCACAGUUCUAUCUACCGUCCCAGGUUACCUGUCCUGAUUAGACCAAAAAGACACAUGCAGUGUCAAAAAUAUCUCCUCAAGAAAAAAAUCAAAGAUCCCUACUAGUAUCCAAAUAUCAGUUUGAAAUGGUUACUCAUUCUGUGAAGUCUUUGGGGCUUCUUCUGAGAUCCCAGGACAUAAAAGAAGAAUGGAUGACAAAGAAUGAAUCGAAAUCGGUGAAUGAUUAAAUGGUUCUUUAUAAAUAAAUGUCCAUUUGUGCAGCCUGUUUACAUGCUGAAGCAGCUCCGAAAUUAAGUCAAGUGAGAUAUAACUGGGGCGGACAACCGUUACUGGCAGGGCCACAUACGAACUAUUUUCACCUUUUCAGGCUGAAAUGGUCUCUGUUGUCACUGCUCAGAUGUGCUUUUACAGCAUGAGAUAAUAGCCAGAGACAAUAUAUAAGCUGAUAAGCGUGGCCAGAUUGGGCCUGCUGGCUAUAGCUGAAGAGCCUCUAGCAUAACA